Cottoperca gobio is the source of this 4170-nucleotide messenger RNA. It is a transcript of the gene vit, whose product is annotated as vitrin. The transcript has 23 exons. The record is from RefSeq and is a predicted model, not a curated record. Gene Ontology annotation, biological process: positive regulation of cell-substrate adhesion; extracellular matrix organization. NCBI's taxonomy places the organism in Eukaryota, Metazoa, Chordata, Actinopteri, Perciformes, Bovichtidae. Bases 212 to 2665 code for a protein of 817 amino acids.
UGCAGGAGUAAAAGUCCAGGUGGAACAGUUCAUCGCUUGCACACACGCCCGCUGCUCCAAAAUUGCUUUUCAAUGAAAGCGUAAGGAUUCGGUGGGAAAACUGCGCAGGGAAUUACAUUUAUUACACGCAUUGGGAACUAUUUUAUGUUCUCAGGUUGGGAGGUUAGACAAGGACAUCUGGCCGACCUGCUGAGCCAGAACACCACCCAUCAUGAUCAGAGCAUCACUCACUGCCAUCUGCCUCGUGCUCCUCCUGUCCUAUGCUUGCUGGGCCAAGCCUAAUGGAUCAAAGAACAAGAAACCAAAGCAAGUUGUUCCAGACAUAGACUGUGAUGUCAGAGCGGGAAAGAUCAAUCUCCCAGAGUUCAUAGCCAAAUGUCCUGCCCACUGUAAGGAGACAAAGCAACAAGUUUAUGGGACAGGCGUGUUCGCCUCCAUCUCCAGCAUCUGCAACGCUGCCAUCCACAGCGGCAUCAUCACCAACACAGGAGGAAAGGUGAUAGUGAGGAAGAUGGCCGGGCAGAACAUCUACAAAGGCAGUAAUUCCAAUGGGGUGCGCUCUCUGUCUCUACCUAAGUGGAGAGAGUCGUUCGUUGUCUCAGUGGGGAAGCCCAAGAAAGGAGUGAUCUACCCAUCUACUCUGGACUACGUCCCCUCAAGACCAACCUACGUGAAAACAAGUCAAAAGGAGGCCAAAUCCCCUGCGGUCACCACACCUCUGCCUACGACACCUGAACCCCCCACAACUACGACACCUGAACCCACCACCACCACACUUGCUCCCACCACCACUACACCACCUCCCACUACUACCAAGCCUCGAGCUGCUGUCCAUAAAGUCAGGGAUGCAGGCAGCAGUCACCCAUACCUUGCCUCCGUGGCAACCGCAAGUUCAAGACAGUCACAGAACGGUCAAGGAAAGAUUCCCAACCAAGUAUUCAGAGGAGGAGCCUAUCCGAAUAGAUUCCCACAACGUAUCAGCGCAGGUCUGCGCAGACCAGAGGCCGGGUCGGCUAUCAGGAGACAGCCAUCCUCUCCAGUUGGCCCAGCUUUUAACAGGGUUCAGCCGGCUCCACCCGAGCGGACUCCAACCAUAAGCCAGUCAAACCCCGCUUUUCCCAGAAGGGAUUGGGCGCCUCCUUCCUUUCCUCGUCCUGAUUGGUUCCCAGGAGCUCGACGACCAGCAGAUGUUAGUUAUGCAGCUCCAGACUCAGGAUACACAUGGAGUGAGACAGCCACACCUGAGAUCACAGCUCGGGAUCACAGGCCUGAUAUCUCAGAAUAUGAACGCUGGUUUUAUAACUUUGGACCGUACCUGCCUCGCUCCACUGACUCAGAUGGCAACCGUAAAGUGCCAUUGGAUACAACCCAUACUAGAGUGGAACCAGUGGAUGCCUGGAAGCCAGACGUAAAUCCUUAUGAAUCAGGUUUCAACGUGAGGGAGCAGGAACCUGUACCCAGAGCGCCUGAGCCUAUGUCACAGGGAGACCCAAAUUGUAAGGUGGACCUGGUCUUCCUCAUGGAUGGGAGCUGGAGCAUUGGGAAGAGACGCUUUAAGAUCCAGAAGGACUUCUUGUCUGAGGUGGCUGAGACCAUCAAUGUGGGUGUAGCUGGACCCAUGAUGGGCCUCAUCCAAUACGGGGAUGACCCUGUGACAGAGAUCAGUCUGAAGUCUUACUCCAACUCCAGAGAGGUGAAGUCAGCUGUAGAAAAGAUUGCGCAGAAGGGAGGCCUCUCCAAUGUAGGAAAGGCCCUCUCCUACAUCAACAAGCACUACUUCAGUGAUGCCAAUGGAAACCGCGGAGGAGCUCCUAAUGUGGCCGUGGUGCUGGUGGACGGCUGGCCUACGGACAAGGUGGAGGAGGCGUCUCGGCUCGCUCGGGAGUCUGGCAUCAACAUAUUCUUCGUCACCAUCGAGGGCCCCGAUGACAACGAGAAACAAAACCUGGUUGAGACCAACUUUGUUGACAAGGCUGUGUGUCGAACCAACGGCUUCUUCUCCCUGCCCGUGUCCAGCUGGUUUUCUCUGAGGAAGGCCGUGCAGCCCCUGGUGAAGAGAGUGUGUGACACAGACCGCCUGAUGUGCAGCAAAACUUGCGUAAACGCGAACGACAUCGCCUUCGUUAUCGACGGCUCCAGCAGCGUGGGAACCGGCAACUUCCGCACGGUCUUGCAGUUUGUGGCCAACAUCACGAGGGAGUUUGAGAUCUCUGACACCGACACACGGGUCGGAGCUGUGCAGUACACCUACGAGCAGAGGUUGGAGUUUGGCUUCGGCCAGUACAACAACAAGGCUGAGCUGCUGAACGCCAUCAAACGCAUCAACUACUGGAGCGGUGGGACCAGCACCGGUGCUGCCAUCACCUAUGCCGCAGAGCAGCUCUUCAGCAAAUCCAAACCCAACAAACGCAAGAUCAUGAUUGUCAUUACAGACGGGCGCUCCUAUGAUGACGUCAGGGCACCUUCAUUGGCUGUCCAUCGCCAAGGUGUGAUCGCCUACUCCAUCGGCAUUGCCUGGGCAGCCCAGGAUGAGCUGGAGUAUAUUGCCACGGACCCCGACAAGGAGCACUCCUUCUUCGUGGACGAGUUCGACAACCUCUACAAAUUUGUACCCAAGAUCAUCCACAACAUCUGCCAGGAGUUCAACUCUCAGCCCAGAAACUGAGUACGCACGGGUGAGGGACAUCUUGAUCCUGGGCCGUCUUAACAGAACACUGAUUGUAAAUUGACUCACUCUGUUGCCCAGAUGGCGGUGCUGGAUUGGCUGCAGUGCCCCAUAUUUGAACAGUAGGGGAUUUGAAUUUAGGUGAGGAUUGUGGGUUUGGACAAAACAAGACUUAAAGUGAGUCAGCAUUCGGUCCCAAAUAUACAGAUGGUGCUGAUGGUAAAUGGUUUACAUUCACAGUUACAUCUUAUGUGUACUGUGGUGACAGUUGUUCUCUGUUGAAGGCAAAAAAGUGUAUUCCUAAUAAUUUAAUUAUAGUACUAAUAAGGCACGCUUUAUAAAGGGUUCAUAAGUUGUAACUAAGGGUUUACCUAGAAGGGCACUUAGAGAGCGCAGACCUACGCCAAGGAUGUUUCCAUAAGUGAAAAACAAUGUGUGUAUCCUCCCCGUGAUUCGGAUGAAAGACAACAUUUAAUGGGUUCUUCCUUGGCUCAUGCUACACCUUUCCACCAAGUUUCAUGAAAAUAACAGACAAACAAGCCAAACUGAAAACAUGGCAGAAAUCAUUUACUAAUGCUUUAUAGAUUGGAAGGCAUUAAUCAGAGCAUUUUUGGGUUGUAAAAUAUAUCUCCCUACAGUAGAUGGUUUAAAUCCUCCACCGGCAUUAAACCAUCUUCGUCUUUUUAGUUCAUCAUGCAAACCUCUCCAAUGUUUGACCUCAGGCCUUCUGGAAAAGAGCUUCUGUACCAACUUUUCAGUGUUAAGUAACUGCAUAUUUGAUGGAUUAAAUGUGUAACUACAAGCUUGUAAAAGCAUGUGUUCUUGCAGCGACAUGCUGGAAGAAGCCAAAGAGAGUUUUGGCAACCCAGUACAACUUACAGAACCUUCACAAAGAGUGCCUUACUAGGAAGUGGUACCAAAAUGAUGACCAAACAUAAAGCUACCUUACUGGGAUAUGGUGCUUACAGAGAUGUAGAUUUAAAGCAUGCCUAGCACUUCCUCUUACGGUUUAACAUACUUCAUAAAAAAUAAUAAUAUGGUGCUUUUUAUACGAUUCUCUGUAAAGAGGAUAAACUUUCUUAGAAUUGGUGCUUUUUAAUUUCCCUGAUAGGAGAGAUCUGAUAGUGGGGACUUUGUUAAAGUUCCUCUCAGAGUCUAUGGUGCCGAUACUGUUGGUGUGAGUGGUAGUUGAAAUGAGGCUUAUGUGAAAGUCAAAUCAACAACACGGAACAAAGACUAGUGUGAGAAGUGAGGAAAGAGGAGCUUGUAUAUCUUUGUAAAGAGUGAUCUCUGGAAUAAAGCAAUUUGUCUCCUCACUCUUGUUUUCUAACAGUGUGGUUGCUUCUAACUUUGCAGGCAUUUCUCAGUUUUGUUGAAAGAGUAUUUAUGAUUUUCUUCCCGUUAUGUCCCGUUUGUACAUAUGCAUAUUAAAAGCCUUUCGCUAAUAAUGUUCAUAAUUGAUCAAUAUUGUUUUUGCAAUUUUUAAUAAAAUAAAGAAAAUGAGA